AUGGCCCAGCCCAGAGAAGGUCUGGAGGUGGACACAUCCGCUUGCUAUCUGCUGCAAAAUCCUGGUGACCCUCAAGUUCUUGCUGCCCGAAACGAGAGGUCCAGAAUCCCUAAACUCAAGGCUCGAAGACCACCUUCUGCUGUCGAGCGACGGGAUGGGCAGCAGUUGGCGAAUGAUGGCAACUAG
This is a messenger RNA of Paracoccidioides brasiliensis Pb18, 186 nucleotides long. RefSeq lists its product as uncharacterized. Bases 1 to 186 code for a protein of 61 amino acids. The record is from RefSeq and is a predicted model, not a curated record. The transcript is spliced from 2 exons.